This is a messenger RNA of Hevea brasiliensis (rubber tree), 576 nucleotides long. RefSeq lists its product as uncharacterized. The transcript has 2 exons. NCBI's taxonomy places the organism in Eukaryota, Viridiplantae, Streptophyta, Magnoliopsida, Malpighiales, Euphorbiaceae. The coding region runs from base 1 to 576 and encodes 191 amino acids. The record is from RefSeq and is a predicted model, not a curated record.
AUGUCAUCCUACACUAAGUUCCUUAAAGAAAUUCUUUCAAAGAAAAAAAGGUUGGAAGACUAUGAGACUAUUGCUCUUACAGAGGAAUGCGGUACCAUAUUGCAAAAUAAGCUGUUACCAAAGCUCAAGGAUCCAAGAAGCUUCUCCAUACCUUGUCUUAUUGGCAACAUGAAUAUAGACAAGGCACUUUAUCAUCCAGGAGCAAGUUACCCGAUUGGCAUCCUAGAAAAUAUCCCCAUCAAGAUAGGAAAAUUCUUCAUUCCUGUUGAUUUUGUUGUCCUAGAGAUGGAAGAGGAUAUCCAAAUUCCUAUCAUCCUUGGAAGACCUUUCUUGGCAACCGUCGGAGCUAUCAUAGCUGUUAAGAAUGGGCAGUUAACUCUCAAGGUAGGAGAUGAAGAAGUGGAAUUCAACCUGUUUAGAGCAAUAAAACAUAAACUUGAACCUAAUGAAUGUUUAAGGGUUGACAUAAUUGACAAGCUAGUUAAGGAGGAAUUCACAAAAAACAUUCUAAAGAUCCUCCUAAAAAAUGUACAGUGCACGACCACACAGCACAUAAUGAAAACACAGAAAUUGUAG